CGGCCCCUCCUACCCCUGCCCCCUUCACCUCCUGGGAACAUGGUGCCCGGAACAUUCCAGCACCAGCUCGCCUGGGUGGGAGGGUGGCCUGCACAGCGGGCUCCCGCCUGGGCUCUGGUGGGCCGGUGCUGGGCUCCGCUGCUGCCGGGGGCUGUCCGGGGGGCAGGGGCUGGGCCGCGAUGCUCACGCUGUCCUACCUGAUCGCCCGCUCUGCUGGCUCCGUCCCGCGGGCCUCUGGGUGGCACCGUCAGGAGUUUGAGAAUGCCGAGGGGGAAGAGUUUGCGGCCGACUUCUCGGCACAGGGCUCCCCGGCGGCAGCGGCUCCGAACGGGCCUGACGUGUACGUCCUCCCGCUCACCGAGGUCUCCCUGCCCAUGGCCAAGCAGCCUGGGCGCUCAGUGCAGCUGCUCAAGUCCACGGACCUGGGCCGGCACAGCCUCUUGUACCUGGAGGAGAUUGGCCACGGCUGGUUCGGGAAGGUGUUCCUGGGGGAGGUGAACUCGGGGAUCAGCAGCACCCAGGUGGUGGUGAAGGAGCUGAAAGCGAGCGCCAGCGUGCAGGAGCAGGUGCAGUUCCUGGAGGAGGCGCAGCCCUACAGGGCCCUGCAGCACAGCAACCUGCUCCAGUGCCUGGCCCAGUGCGCCGAGGUGACGCCCUACCUGUUGGUGAUGGAAUUCUGCCCCAUGCAACGAGUCGCUCGCCGACAGGGGCCCCUGGCGCAGACUUGGCGUCCCCGCUGUGAAAUUUCCGGGCUCCUGGCGGCCGCCACGACCUCCCGGGGCGUCCCCACUGAGCUGAGCCCUCCCUGGAGCCGAGCAGCGUCACAGGGGGACCUCAAGGGCUACCUGCGGAGCUGUCGGGUGGCAGAGUCCAUGGCGCCUGACCCGCUGACGCUGCAGCGCAUGGCCUGCGAGGUGGCCUGCGGCGUUCUGCAUCUGCAUCGCCACAACUACGUGCACAGUGACCUGGCCCUGAGGAACUGCCUGCUCACGGCUGACCUGACGGUGAAGAUUGGUGACUACGGCCUGUCUCACGGCAAAUACAGGGAGGACUACUUUGUGACCGCUGACCAGCUGUGGGUGCCGCUGCGCUGGAUCGCGCCCGAGCUGGUGGACGAGGUGCACUGCAACCUGCUGGUGGUGGACCAGACCAAGGCCAGCAACGUAUGGUCCCUGGGAGUGACCAUCUGGGAGCUCUUUGAGCUGGGAGCGCAGCCCUACCCCCACCACUCUGACCGGCAGGUGCUGGCCUACGCCGUCCGGGAGCAGCAGCUCAAGCUGCCCAAACCCCAGCUGCAGCUGACCCUCUCUGACCGCUGGUACGAGGUGAUGCAGUUCUGCUGGCUGCAGCCGGAGCAGCGGCCCACGGCCGAGGAGGUGCACCUGCUGCUGUCCUACCUGUGCGCCAAGGGUGCCACCGAGGCAGAGGAGGAGUUUGAGCGGCGCUGGCGCUCGCUGCGGCCCGGUGGGAGCAGCACAGGCCCGGGGCUGGGGGUGGCAGGCCUGGCACUGGGGGGCCCGGGCGAGCUGGCCGCCGCCUCCUCUUUCCCACUGUUGGAGCAGUUCGCCGGGGAGAGCUUCCACUCGGAGGGCGACGACGUGCUGACAGUGACAGAGACCAGCCGAGGCCUCAACUUUGAGUACAAGUGGGAAGCGGGCCGGGGGGCCGAGGCCUUCCCGCCACCGGGGGGCGCGCUGAGUCCCGGCUGCGACGGGCACCUGCAGGAGCUCUGCGCCCUGGAAGGCGCACCCCCCGGCGUGGUGCCCGUGCUCAGCGCUCACAGCCCCUCCGUGGGCAGCGAGUACUUCAUCCGCUUGGAAGACCCAGCACCUGCCUCGGGCCACGACCCCGACUGCGCCGGCUGUGCCCCCAGCACCCGAGCAGCGGCCCUGCGCCCAGAUGGCCGCGACCACGAUGACGACUCUGAUGGCAGCGCAGGCGCCUCACUGGCCAUGGAGCCUCUGCUGGGCCACGUGCCACCUGCCGACGGCCCCUGGAGCCACUGUGACUACUACCCGUGCAGGAGCCAUGCCCGCGACCUGCCCCGCGCCUCGCGCUCACCCUCGCCGGAGACCUUGAUGCUGGAGGAGCCGGGAGCAGAGGAUAUCGCCUGGGGCGUGGGGGCCUUCUGCCCGCCCUUCUUCGAGGACCCGCUGGGCACAUCCCCGUCGGGGAGCUCUGGGGCCCGAGCGUCCGCAGGCGGGGAGGAGCUGGGGGAGGCCGAGGUGCCCAGGGCCACCCAGCACAGACAUUGGAGCUCCAACGUAUCAGCCAACAACAACAGUGGCAGACGAGCACCGGAAUCCUGGGACCUGGGCCACACAGGCGGCUACUUGGACUGCUGCCCUGGCGUGAAGCAGACCCUACGGGCCGUCCCUGAGCUGGGCCCUCCCCUGACCCCAGAGGACCCCAGAAAGCCUCUCCCUGGGCCCAAGGGGGCCUCUCCUGGUCAGGAGCUGGGCGGCUGCCUUGGCCUCCCCCAUCUGUAUCCUGCCGAGGGCUUGUCACCUGCCCCCUGCCUGGUCACACCCCCCUGGACGGAGGCGGCUGUCAGUGGGGGCGACAGCCCCCAGGCAGAACCCAGGCUUGCCGAGGAGGCCGAGGGCUCUGCCAGACUCCAACUGCCCCUUCCCUCCAUCCCAUCCCCAUCCCAGGAGGGGGCCCUGCUUCCUGCUGAGGAGGCCAGCACCCCGCCCACCCUGCCCGCCUCACCCACGCCCACAGGCAGCCACGCGCCUGCCCCCGAACCGGCCCAGACCCUGGGCAGCGGCAGCGGCUCUCCUGAGCUGGAGGCACCGGGCAGUGAAGAGGAGGACACGACAGAGGCCACUUCUGGUGUCUGCACGGACUUGUCCAGCGACGGCCCCCAGGCUGAGAAGCCAGACGUGACAGCAGCCUUCCGCCCCCUGCAGAAGCAGGGGGGGACCCCGGACUCCUCGGACUCCCUGGACAUCCCGUCCUCAGCCAGCGAUGGCGGCUGCGAGGGCUUCAGCCCGUCAGCGGCUGGCACCCCUGGCGGGCAGCCCCGAGCCCUGGACAGUGGUUAUGACACAGAGAACUACGAGUCCCCCGAGUUUGUACUCAAGGAGGCGCACGAGCCUGAGGCCUUUGGGGAGCCAGCCUCGGAGGGGGAGAGCCCGGGGCCUGAGACUCGGCUCCCGGCCUCCCUGGGCGGCCUCAGCGAGAAGAACCCCUACCGAGACUCUGCCUACUUCUCAGACCUGGACCCCGAGCCAGAGCCCACCCUGGGCCCUGAGGAGAGGCCAGGAGGUAGCCCAGCUCGCAGGCCAGGGCCUGACCUGGAGGACCCGAAGAGCCCCAGGCUGCAGCCUGUGCAGCCCUCCCCUGAGUCUGGGGUGCCCCAGGGGGCACAGGGUGCCAGCCCCGGGGAGGCGCCCCCACUGCCACUGCCACUGCCACUGCCUGAGGACGCAUCUCCAGAGCCCAGCGCCUGCCCCACAGGCCCCAGGCUGGAGCCUCCCUGGCCCCAAGAGCCAGCCCGCCAGGUGCCACCGGUGCCCAGUCCUGGGCGUUCGAAGAUGUUCCUGCAGGCUCUGGUCUCACUCAAGUCGGAGAGCCACGGCCCGGAGCCCCAGAAGGCCCUGGGACUGCUGUCAGGGCCAGGGCUGCAGGAACGGACCGGGGGCCCAGGUGCCUCCAGAACCCCACUCUGCCUGGCCCUGCCGGAACUCCCCUCGGCUCCGGAGGGCCGCCCGGAGGAGGAAGAGGAGGAGAGCGAGGACAGCGACGAGUCGGACGAGGAGCUGCGCUGCUACAGCAUCCAGGAGCCGAGCGAGGAGAGCGAGGAGGAGGCGACGCCCGUGCCAGUGGUGGUGGCGGAAAGCCAGAGCGCGCGCAACCUGCGCAGCCUGCUGAAGAUGCCCAGCCUGCUGUCUGAGGCCUUCUGCGAGGACCUGGAGCGCAAGAAGAAAGCCGUGUCCUUCUUUGACGACGUCACCGUCUACCUCUUCGACCAGGUGGGCUGCCGCCGUGUGCUCUGCGUCGGGGGACGGGGGUCCGUGGCGGGAUGGGAAGCCGCGGGAGACACGUGCUGCUCUGACCCUCCAGGAAAGCCCUACCCGGGAGCUCGGGGAGCCGUUCCCCGGUGCGAAGGAGUCGCCCCCCGCCUUCCUGGCGGGCGGCCCGGGCUCCCCCAGCGCCCCCUGCCGGCCACGGCGGGCAGACCGCUCUCCCGACGGCACCGACGCAGAAGGCGGAGGGUUCGAGUGGGACCACGGCCUCCCGCUGACGCAGGCCCAGGAGCCCGCCCCGCCGGUCCCCGCGGCGCCCCCGGCGCCGGCCGCGCCCGGGCCCUUCUCGCGCUUCACCGUCUCACCAGCGCCCGCGUCCCGCUUCUCCAUCACACACGUCUCAGACUCGGACGCCCGGCCCGUGGGAGACUCCGUUUUCAGAAGGGGAAAAAGGCUUGGAGAGAUCAGGUCCUGCCAGGCCCGCCUGUCGUGGCCACCUUGGCGUGGGGCCUCAGCUCCCUGGGGAGAGGCAGUGCUCCAGGGCUGAGACUGGACAGUCUGGUUCUCCUGUCUCAUGCUUUCCUCCCUCCUCAGAAGGCACCAUGCUGGCCAGAGUGCCCCACCCACCUCUCCUGCCAGAACCUUCCCAGCCCCUGCAGGUCUGUCUCAUCCAGUGACCGGGCCCCCUGCCCCAGCACCUCUCAGCUCCGAUGGCUCCUGUCCAGAGGAGCAGGUGGUGGUGGCUCAGGGGCCCCGACGGGCACCUCCUCCUCCCUCCACUUCUGUCAGCCUCAGACUAGGAGGACACAGCCCUGCCCAGCUGCCCACCCCCAAUCUGGGGGCUUCCCUGAAAGCCCACCUCAUCCUCUGGCCCCCGCCCCGCCCCGCCCCUGUGCCCUCAGCCUGUGGCUGUGGCCUCCAGGGAAGGGCCUGCCGCCCUGUCACAGUGUGCUCACAGCAGGUGUCUGAACAAGCAGGUCACCAGGAGACCCGUGUGUGACUCUGGCCAGCCCAGUUCUCUCAGAUCUGUCUCUCUCCCGGUGAGAGGCACACCCAGAGGGCAGGUGCUGGGCGUUGGGCCUGGGCCCAGCCCUGGUGAUAGGUGGCAAGGCUGAUGGUCCAGCCGCUACCUCCACAGGCAGGCAGGCCAGCUGCAGGCCUAGCUGCUCAGGGGCUCUAAGCCAGGGAUGGAGGCCAGGCUGGAGUCCUGGGGGAGGGUCCUCUCAGGAAUCCCUGGGUCCCCAGCGUCUCCCCAAACACUCAUGCGGCACCUCCUGUUUGACAGGCCCGGAAGCAGAUGCUGGGGGCAGCUGUAAAGAGGCUUGAGGCCCUGGCGGCACCUCCUCGGAGCCCCUGCCGGUCCGCUUCCCAGCAGCAGCGGGACUGACCGAGAGUGGCGGGGACCUUGGCCUGGCAGCGGUCAGCAGCAGCUUCCAGCACUUCGGUGCCCCCCACAGCACCCUGGAGGAGCAGGGUGGAGAGAGAGGCCUGCCGCUGGCCUGGACGGUGGAGCAGCUGUGCCCACCAGCACAGCGCUGGGCUGGGGGCAGGAUCGCCACGGACACUCGGGUUUGCUGCUAGCCACAAGAUGCCCUCUGGCCCAAACCCGGGCCACGCCCGCCCUGCAGCUGCCCCUCUGCCCUGGCCUCCGCUGUCGGACUGCUGGGCCUCUGAAGCCAGGAGACCUCACGUGCCCCGUCCGCUGGUCCCUGCGGUGUACUGCUGGCCGCUGUGUCCUCCCCCAUGAGAGCAGGCACAAGCCCCUUGCCACGGCCUCUCCUUGGCCCCGUCCCCCUCUCUGCCAGUUCAGGAUUUUCUCAGAGCACGAAGAGGACCUGGGCUCUCGGGCCCCAGCGCCAAGUCUGAGGCUGCUUUUCCUUCACUGACUCAGCUAGACCUGUAAGCUCUCUCUCCCCAUGGGGUCGGGGCCUGCUCCUGCCUGGGUCCCGCUGGAACCCUGCGAAUGGCCAACGUGGGCAGGCCAGAGACGGGGGCCUUUCAGGCUGCAGUCCUGCCGCCACGGCCCUGGUCCAGAGGUUCCCCGCGGGUGGCUGGUGCAGGCAGCUGUCCUCUGCAGGGUACCGCCCGGCCUGGCCCCGCUGCCCAAGGAAAGUGGGUGCUGUAGCCCACGGUGUCAGGGGCUUCCUAGCGCAGGGAUGGGGACAGG
Phacochoerus africanus (Common warthog) is the source of this 6138-nucleotide messenger RNA. It is a transcript of the gene LMTK1, whose product is annotated as apoptosis associated tyrosine kinase. The transcript is spliced from 13 exons. Gene Ontology annotation, biological process: peptidyl-tyrosine autophosphorylation; brain development. The coding region runs from base 180 to 4940 and encodes 1586 amino acids. The record is from RefSeq and is a predicted model, not a curated record. Lineage: Eukaryota; Metazoa; Chordata; Mammalia; Artiodactyla; Suidae. Gene Ontology annotation, molecular function: ATP binding; protein tyrosine kinase activity.